GGGGCUAUUCUCUCUCCCAGGAACAUGGCGGCGAGUCAGGGAGGUGGUGGUAACGGUGGGGGCGGCGGUUGUGGUGGAGGUGGAAGUAGCUGUGGCGGUGGCGCGGCCGGAGGGGGAGGUGGUGGAGCCGGAGUGGGAGGCGGAGGCGGCGGCGGGACCCUGGUGGUGCCCAUCCCGGUACCGACUCUUUUCGGUCAGCCGUUCCCCAACGGGCCGCAGUGGAACCCGGGGAGCCUGCAGCCUCAACACACCGUGAGGAGCCUGGACCGGGCCCUGGAGGAGGCGGGCAACUCCGGCAUCCUGAGCCUCAGUGGUAGGAAACUCCGAGACUUCCCGGGCAGCGGCUACGACCUGACGGACACCACCCAAGCAGAUCUUUCAAGAAAUCGUUUUACAGAAAUUCCUUCUGAUGUCUGGUUAUUUGCACCUCUUGAAACGUUAAAUUUAUAUCAUAAUUGCAUCAAAACCAUUCCUGAAGCCAUUAAAAACCUACAGAUGUUAACAUACCUUAACAUUAGUCGAAAUCUUUUAUCAACAUUGCCAAAAUACCUAUUUGAUCUUCCCCUUAAAGUUUUGGUCCUCAGUAAUAAUAAACUGGUAUCCAUUCCAGAAGAAAUCGGGAAGUUAAAAGAUUUAAUGGAAUUGGAUAUUAGCUGCAAUGAGAUUCAGGUUCUUCCCCAACAAAUGGGAAAAUUACAGUCACUUAGAGAGCUAAAUAUAAGAAGAAAUAAUCUUCAUGUGUUGCCAGAUGAAUUAGGAGAUCUUCCCUUAGUCAAGCUGGAUUUCUCUUGUAAUAAAGUGACAGAAAUUCCAGUUUGUUACAGGAAGCUGCAUCAUUUACAAGUAAUAAUUUUGGAUAACAAUCCACUGCAAGUACCACCAGCACAGAUAUGUUUAAAAGGUAAAGUACACAUAUUUAAAUACUUAAAUAUCCAAGCAUGUUGCAGAAUGGAUAAGAAACCCGAUUCUCUGGAUCUUCCAUCAUUGAGUAAAAGAAUGCCCUCCCAACCUCUCACAGACAGUAUGGAAGAUUUUUAUCCAAAUAAAAAUCAUGGCCCUGACUCUGGAAUUGGAAGUGAUAAUGGAGAGAAACGAUUGUCCACAACGGAACCAUCAGAUGAUGACACAAUCAGCCUUCAUUCUCAAGUCUCAGAAUCAAAUAGAGAGCAGACAUCAAGAAAUGACAGUCACUCAGUAGGAAGUAAACCCGACCCUCAGAAAGACCAGGAGGUGUAUGAUUUUACUGAUCCCAACACAGAUGAUGUAGCAGUCCCUGAACAAGUUGAUGCUCAUAUUGGAUCAUUUGUUGCUUUCCUUAAGGGAAAAGAAAAAGGUCCUGAAAAAUCUCAGAAAAAUGAAGAAUUGGGAGAUGAAAAAAGACUUGGGAAAGAACAAUUACUUGCUGAGGAAGAGGAUGAUGGUUUGAAGGAAGUUAAUGAUUUGAGGAAAAUAGCCGCUCAGUUAUUGCAGCAAGAGCAGAAGAACAGGAUUCUUAAUCAUUCAACUUCUGUCACAAGAAACAAGCCAAAACAAACUGUGGAAUGUGAAAAGAGUGUCUCAGCAGAUGAAGUUAAUUCACCAUUAUCACCCCUCACAUGGCAGCCCUUAGAAAAUCAAAAGGAUCAAAUAGAUGAACAACAGUGGCCAGAAUCUCAACCUAUAAUAUGGCAGAGUGAAGAAAGGAGGCGGAGCAAACAGAUUAGAAAAGAAUAUUUCAAGUAUAAAUCAUCAAGGAAGAGUUCAAGUGGCAAUGAAAACGAUGAGCAAGACAGUGAUAAUGCUAAUAUGUCACCACAAUCUCCAGUAUCAUCUGAGGAGUAUGAUAGAACUGAUGCUUUUUCACAUGGUCCCUUUGGCUUGAAGCCUAGAUCAGCUUUUAGCCGCUCAUCUCGCCAGGAAUAUGGGGCAGCAGAUCCAGGUUUUACAAUGAGAAGAAAGAUGGAACAUCUACGGGAAGAACGAGAGCAAAUACGACAACUUCGCAAUAAUCUCGAAUCCAGGUUAAAAGUAAUUUUGCCUGAUGAUAUUGGAGCUGCACUGAUGGAUGGGGUUGUUCUUUGCCAUUUAGCCAAUCACAUAAGGCCACGCUCUGUAGCUAGUAUUCAUGUGCCAUCACCAGCAGUGCCUAAACUUAGCAUGGCAAAAUGUCGAAGAAAUGUAGAAAAUUUUCUUGAUGCAUGUAAAAAGUUGGGUGUCUCACAGGAAAGACUCUGUUUGCCUCAUCAUAUUUUGGAAGAAAGAGGUCUUGUGAAAGUUGGUGUCACAGUUCAGGCUCUUCUUGAAUUACCUACAACGAAGGCAUCUCAGCUUUCUACGGCUUGAUAUAACAUUUAAAAAUCAUAAGUGUCUAGUUUCAUUUAUUUGAAGUGAUUUCAGAUAUCUCAAAUUUAAGAAUAAAGGUGUCUAAUCAAAAAUAAUUUUAUUAGAUCAAGCCUUAGGUUUAAGAAAAAUUAUGUUAAAACAUUAAAAUUCAAUUUUGCAUUGCCCAAACUUCUCUUGGGGGAAAACUGGAUCAACUUAAGAGUUUUUGAUAAAUUCAAAUUCUCUUUUUACUAAGUCAGCUGAUAACCUUGAUUAUUUUUCAAUGAUCAGAUUAACACUAAAUUUAAAAUGUGGUUUCAAUUGAAUAAUCACAUUAGGUUUAAU
Hippopotamus amphibius kiboko is the source of this 2646-nucleotide messenger RNA. It is a transcript of the gene LRCH2, whose product is annotated as leucine rich repeats and calponin homology domain containing 2. Lineage: Eukaryota; Metazoa; Chordata; Mammalia; Artiodactyla; Hippopotamidae. Gene Ontology annotation, molecular function: protein binding. The record is from RefSeq and is a predicted model, not a curated record. The transcript has 21 exons. Bases 25 to 2322 code for a protein of 765 amino acids.